Molecule: messenger RNA, 620 nt
Organism: Thelazia callipaeda (thelaziosis nematode)
Lineage: Eukaryota; Metazoa; Nematoda; Chromadorea; Rhabditida; Thelaziidae
Source: the annotation of a GenBank genome assembly
AUGACUUACAUGAUGAGUAAGAUUUCCCGAUCUGCUCGAGCAAAUGGUUGCCGCUUUUUCAAGUGGAAUUUGUGGGUUUCAGGAAUCAUCUUCAAGGUCAUACCUUGUAUUUUGUUAUUUCAUUUUUCAACAGUUAUAGUGAUAAAACUGCAUCGAGCAUCAAGAAAACACAAAACUUUGUUAAGAAGGAGCGUCAUCGUGAAAGCACGCGAUUGCAAGAAAUCAGAUCGCACCUCAAAUCUAUUACUAGCUAUUGUUUUGGUGUUUCUAAUCACCGAAUUGCCGCAAGGGAUAAUAGCAAUCAUGAAUGCCAUCUACACGACUCAUGUGCACAUUUACAUAUACUAUAAUCUUGGCGAUAUUUUAGAUCUCCUUUCUUUGCUUAACUCAUCUAUUACCUUCGUCCUAUACUGUAUUAUGUCAUCUAGGUACAGAGACACAUUUUGGACCGUCGUAUUACCGAAGCACCUUUCCAGAAGUAGAAGGCAGUUUUUUGUAAAAGAUUCAGCAAAAAUGAUAGCAGCAGAAUUGAAUUCCGAGCAGAUUUUAGUAAAGUGGAAUCAUGGAAGGCACAUCAAUCGUAGCAACAACGGUUGCUCAAAUUAUCAGUUCUGUUAGUA